Talaromyces atroroseus is the source of this 714-nucleotide messenger RNA. RefSeq lists its product as hypothetical. The record is from RefSeq and is a predicted model, not a curated record. Bases 1 to 714 code for a protein of 237 amino acids. NCBI's taxonomy places the organism in Eukaryota, Fungi, Ascomycota, Eurotiomycetes, Eurotiales, Trichocomaceae. The transcript has 3 exons.
AUGCAUUCUGCCAUGGCUCUCGCUCUGAUGAGCUCCGUUGUCGCUGCUGAAAACGUCGUCACCACCCUUUUCCUUCCGGGCUUCGACCAGCAGCCACUCGUAGCUUCUAUUGUUGGAGGCGAUUCCUCUGCAACUACAUACUCUAUUGGAUGUGCCGAUGGCACUCCUUCCGAUGAAUGUGGUGCCGGUAAUGGCUUCACCCUGAUCGAGGGUCCUGAGACUGCCAGCAUGGAAAUGGUAGUAGGCGCUAGCUCUAUUCUCUUUGUCGAUCUUGCCUGCGACCUCAACACCAGCGUCUCCCAGGCCGUCUGCACCGAAACCGACGGCGGCUCCGAAGCCAACUUCCCAGGAGUUACCACCUCAACCUUUGCGCCAGAUGAUUAUGCUUCUGCCUGGCUCGCAGUUACGGUGACCGCUGGUUCCGCCAGUGGUGCGCCCGCUACUACUGCCGCUUCGGCCACUGCGCCUACUGCUUCUGCUACCAACUCCGGGACUACUGCUGCUGCCACUUCUAGCGCAGACUCUACUGCUGCUGCAAGUUCUGGCAUGACGACUGUUGCUAGCACUAGUUCGUCUGGAUCUUCUGCCACCGCCGCUCAGUCAUCUUCCUCGUCUUCGUCAUCUGUCAGCACCGGUGGUAUGCCUCAGAUUACUGGAAAUGCGCAGUGGGCUGUUGGCGGAGCUGCUAUUGCUAUGGCUUUUGCUGCUCUGUAA